Messenger RNA from Peromyscus leucopus (white-footed mouse), 1133 nucleotides. It is a transcript of the gene Fgf22, whose product is annotated as fibroblast growth factor 22. Gene Ontology annotation, cellular component: cytoplasm. The coding region runs from base 27 to 515 and encodes 162 amino acids. The record is from RefSeq and is a predicted model, not a curated record. Gene Ontology annotation, molecular function: fibroblast growth factor receptor binding; growth factor activity. Gene Ontology annotation, biological process: positive regulation of cell population proliferation; regulation of cell migration; animal organ morphogenesis. Lineage: Eukaryota; Metazoa; Chordata; Mammalia; Rodentia; Cricetidae. The transcript is spliced from 3 exons.
CCGCGCGCUGGCGGGCACAGGUCGGGAUGCGCCGCCGCCUCUGGCUGGGCCUGGCCUGGCUGCUGCUGGCGCGGGCACCGGGUGCCCCGGGCGGGUACCCGCAUCUGGAGGGCGACGUGCGCUGGCGCCGCCUCUUCUCCUCCACCCACUUCUUCCUGCGAGUGGACCCCGGUGGCCGGGUGCAGGGGACGCGCUGGCGGCACGGCCAGGACAGCAUUGUUGAGAUCCGCUCUGUCCGUGUGGGCACUGUGGUCAUCAAGGCUGUGUACUCAGGCUUCUACGUGGCCAUGAAUCGCAGGGGCCGCCUCUACGGGUCGCGGGUCUACUCUGUGGACUGCAGGUUCCGGGAGCGCAUCGAGGAGAACGGCUAUAAUACAUACGCCUCACGACGAUGGCGGCACCGCGGCCGACCCAUGUUCCUGGCGCUGGACGGCCAGGGCGUUCCUCGGCAAGGCGGGCGGACACGGCGGCACCAACUGUCCACACACUUCCUGCCAGUGCUGGUCUCGUCUUGAAGGGCUUGCUGAUGGCUGAGGAGGCAUGGGCAGCGGAGAAGGCCUGGAAGAUCUGGGGUUGGGCAGCCAGGUGCCCAGGCCAGAGACCCUGGGCCCACACAUGCCUUUCCUUAGGUCACAGGCUGUGUGUCUUCUGGCUGCCAGGCAGGGAAGUAUGGAGGGUCCCUCAGGCGAGGCCACUCUCAGGGGGUACACAAAACUGGCAGUUUCCAUCCAUCUAGUUUGGAGGUGAGGACAUGGCUGGGCUCAGCCUGACCUGUGCUCUGGGAACAGCAUGGAGAGGUUUGGAGGUGGGGACGCCCCAGGUGGAUGAGGAAAGUCCAGACAGGGUCAGGGAGGGUGGACACGUUGUGGAGGGCAUGGCCCAGGUUGGCGGUAAUAGCGACAUAGACCUGUGCCAUGUGGCCAGAGUAGGGUUGGAGCCCAGAGCACUUCUUGCUCUUCCAGGGGGAGUGAGUUUAUUUCUCCCACGAGGUCAUUAGUCAUGUGUAUGUCCCACUCCGGAGGAUCCAACUUCCGUUUCUGGCCUCUACCAGCACCUGUACUCAAGUGCACAGAACUUGCUCCCCAUACACAUAAAAAAGAUACACACACACUUUUUUUUUUUUUUUUUGAGAC